AUGCUGUUAAUCUUGGAUAGGCGCAACCCCAUGAGAUGGACUACGGUCUCCGUCGCUCGCGGGGCUUCUUCUCAAGACCGCUGCAACAAACUCGACGAUAUGGGCCGUGAAACACCAUCUGAGGGCCGUGGUUGUGAGUUAACAACGACGAUUCACUGCUGUGCGGGUUUAGAAUGCAACACACCAAAUACUCCCUUCAUGUCGGCACAGCCCAGCUUCUUGAUGAGAGGCCAGUUGCUCCACAUCAUUGACAAGCCGGGGAUACCGCUUCCUACUUUGCGCGAGCUGGGACUAGACAAGUUUCUGAUCAAGGCCGAAAAUCGCGGUUCGCAGCAAGACGUGGAAGAGAAUGAGAGCCCAGCUAUGAUCCAUUCGG
This is a messenger RNA of Colletotrichum abscissum, 376 nucleotides long. RefSeq lists its product as uncharacterized. The record is from RefSeq and is a predicted model, not a curated record. Lineage: Eukaryota; Fungi; Ascomycota; Sordariomycetes; Glomerellales; Glomerellaceae. The transcript has a single exon. The annotation marks the transcript as partial.